This is a messenger RNA of Anoplopoma fimbria (sablefish), 1905 nucleotides long. It is a transcript of the gene tmem9b, whose product is annotated as TMEM9 domain family, member B. The record is from RefSeq and is a predicted model, not a curated record. The transcript has 5 exons. Bases 171 to 734 code for a protein of 187 amino acids. Gene Ontology annotation, biological process: positive regulation of canonical NF-kappaB signal transduction. NCBI's taxonomy places the organism in Eukaryota, Metazoa, Chordata, Actinopteri, Perciformes, Anoplopomatidae. Gene Ontology annotation, cellular component: lysosomal membrane.
GCGACUUCCGGGAACUGCAGGUCAGCUGCUCGGGAGUGUUUAUCUUAUAUGUAGCUUGAUGGCUAAAGUCGUCAUUUAGGGUGUUUGUUUUUCUACACUGCAGGUGUUGUUUCUAGAAAUACUUCAACGGUAGUCUUUGUGUAAAGCUGCCACAGACUGUAAGGUUAAAGAUGAAGUCUGUGUUUCUCCUCGAGGCUUUCUCUGUGGCUUGUUUUGUGCUUCUCAGCCAAGUGACAGCGAAGAAUCCUGAAGACAUCCGUUGUAAAUGCAUCUGUCCGCCAUACAGAGAUGUCGAGGGUCAAAUCUACAAACAAAAUGUCUCUCUUAAAGACUGUAACUGUCUCCAUGUGGUUGAACCGAUGCCGGUUGACGGUAAAGAUGUGGAGGCGUACUGUUUACGCUGUGAGUGUAAAUAUGAAGAGAGGAGCUCGUGGACCAUUAAGGGUACCAUCAUAGUGUACCUCUCCAUUUUGGGCCUGCUGCUGCUAUACAUGGUCUACCUGACUCUCCUGGAGCCCAUACUGAAGAGGCGUCUGUUUGGACAUUCACAGCUUAUCCAAAAUGAUGAUGAUGUUGGGGACCAGCAGCCUUUUGCCAAUGCUCACAAUGUUCUGUCCCGUUCACACUCUCGACCCAACAUGCUGAACAAAGUAGAGCAUGCUCAGCAGCGCUGGAGGAGGCAGGUCCAGGAACAGAGGAAGUCUGUGUUUGACCGUCAUGUUGUUCUCAGUUAAACAGCCCUGCGAUCGAGAGUUAGUGGUGGAGCAAAGAAAAACAAAUCACUGUGACAGAGCCCUCAAUUGAUAUCACUUCCUUUCUCUCAUUUGUGGUUUGUAUCUCAUCCAGUGUGACACUUCCCAGGUGAACAUGGUGAGGAAAUGUGAAUCUGUAGAGCAGAGGUCCCCGUUAAAUAUACGAUUAAAACUGGGAACUCUUAUUUUGUCUGCAGGCAGUACAGGAGAUUACAGUGAAUUCAUUUUUUGCACAAUCUUGAAUGACCAGUCUUAAAUUGCAUUUUUCCAUAAGCAGAAGUUACUCCCUGCCUGCUGUCUAGUUUGAAGGAGUGCCAAGUCAUCAGAGAAUUUGCGGUGAAUCAUCUGAUGGGAGUGACUAAUAAAUAUAAUAAUUAGAUCAAUAUAAAUCUUUCAAAUGAAUAUUUUAUAACAUUCUCUAAUUAUUUCUGGCCACAGUGUCAGGUGAAGUCCCAGCACUCCAAAGAUGGCAAGUCUUUCACAUUUACAAGUAUGUACUGGCUCUCAGAGUGAAAUAUCCAGAUGUUGGUUAACUGGAUAACUAAAGCAGCCUCCUGGCUAUAGCUCUGUUAACAUGUAGCUGAUGGGUACUUUCUUCACCCAAAAACUAAUAUAACUUUAAACUAAUGCUCUCACCACAGGAGAAAGGAAAUAGUGCACAAUAUAAAUAUUUCAGCCUUCUUUGAAAAUGCAUGUUUUAUAAUGAAUCUUUUAUAAAUGUGUUUUGAAUCCUUCAUUCCUACCAUAAUGUUUAAUGUCUGAUAAAUCCAUCAUUUAACGCUCUACAUUAAAUUUGAUAUCUCAAAGUAGUGUCAUUAACCUCGUUGCAGGAAUCGAUGCAACCUCUUGGUGAUGUCACAGUAAUCGUAGCUGUGCUAUUGAUCCUCGUCUGUUGAAGACCCUCUUGAAGUCAGUGCUCUCUACAACUGCCUGAACUAAUCUAAUGAAAAGUCUUUUAUUAUGGCACUUCUAUGUGCUUGGUCUAACAUCAGUUCCAUUAUGAAGGUCCUUGUUGUCUAUCAGGCAGCAUUAGUAUGAAAGUGGUGUUAUUCUGAGUUCAUUCUGUGUGUAGUUGGGCUGUGUACAGACCUAUGGAAGUGUUCUUAACUAUUGUAUAUGUUUUUCCUUUGAAAUAAAUUUAUGUAAUAUUUGG